Molecule: messenger RNA, 1209 nt
Organism: Erigeron canadensis
Lineage: Eukaryota; Viridiplantae; Streptophyta; Magnoliopsida; Asterales; Asteraceae
Product: transcription factor MYB1R1-like
Exons: 3
Coding region: 197-1033 (278 amino acids)
Biological process (GO): response to auxin; response to gibberellin; response to ethylene
Molecular function (GO): DNA binding
Source: RefSeq, a predicted model, not a curated record
CCAUCCAUAAAAACAAAAAAAUAUAUGUAUGUAUAGUGGUGUUCGUACGGCCAUCAAUAUCAUCUCCCAAUCCGACCAUCCCGAAGAUAAGUAGUAGAUUCCUUGCAUUCAUUUUUCUUUUACAAUCAUUUCUUAUUAGAGAAAACAACAACAAUAUAUAAUUUUAAGAUAAUUUGAUUUAUAAUAAGAAAAAAAUAUGAUGGGGGAGAGUGGUUGUUCAUCGGAUAAUCAAGAGAUAAUGUUAUUUGGAGUGAGAGUGAAAGUCGUCGAUCCGAUGAGAAAAAGUGUCAGUAUGAACGAUCUAUCACAAUAUGUUCAUGUUCUCCAUCCUCCUCCUCCUGCCAGCAACAACCUUGAUGUCUCCGCCGCGAUUGUCUCGUCGGACAACGGUUACGCCUCUGCUGACGAUGCAGCUGCUGCCCUUGGCAACCAAUCCAAUGGUGUUGCCAGAGAGCGUAAACGAGGGGUACCAUGGACGGAAGAAGAACACAAGCUGUUUCUGGUGGGAUUACAGAAAGUAGGGAAAGGGGAUUGGAGAGGCAUUUCCAGAAACUUCGUCAAGACCCGUACCCCUACCCAAGUUGCCAGUCAUGCCCAGAAGUAUUUCCUUCGCCGGACCAACCUUAAUCGUCGUCGCCGUCGAUCCAGCCUCUUUGACAUCACCACUGCCACUACUACUGAUCAUCAUUCCGUUGAUGCAAGCCCAAUGGAACAAGAAGAAGAAGUUCAUCAAGAUAGCAACUCACAAAUAAGUGGAUUCCCAAUUGCAUCCUUCCCACCGACAGUUCCUUCACCAUUACCAAUCGAAAUUAAAGUGGAAAGUACUGUUGGCCAACAACAACUCAAUGAGGGAUCGACGUUAAUUCGCCCAACCCCUCUAUUUCCAGAUAAUGGUUUGAUUCAGAAACACCAAACGAACUCGUUAUCAUUAUCGCUAAACCUGUCCUUGUCUUGUGAUACAAAUCCUUCCACUGCAUUCCAAGUGAUCCCAGGAUUCAACAAUGGAAGAAAUGGUCUUAUUAGUGUUGGUUAAACAUCUCACACACACACCAAAAAAAAAAAAGAUACUAGAAAGAAAAUAAAAUAAACUCAAUCAAUCUGCACAAGUUUGCUAAUUAGUUUUUAGUCUUUUGUUUGUUACUGUCUAUCUAAUCUUUUGUUAUGUACAGACCAAGAUUUGUUUAAAUUACUAGUAUUAUGUGUGAUAAA